AGUCGCCAUGGCAUGUUAGCUAGCGAGAGGGGAUAAAGUAGCAAGUUAAGCGUGGGUGUUGCAUUAAGUUUAACGGAUUUAAAUCCCUUCUAACCUUUGGGGCUGGUUCUUUAGGACGCUGCGAAAUAAUAGACUCGCCCUGCCCGCGUCUCAAUCACAAAACAUAACGAGAAUCGAGGAAUCGUGCGGCACGUUUGUGGCCUGCAAAGACGCAUGCUAGCGAAGCUAAGCUAGCCACCGCUAACGCAGCUGUUCGGCUAACGGCGCGUCUAGCACCAGAGCCUAGCCAAGGACCACAGAAGUGGCUAGUUUCACCAGCUAAUGUCGGCUAUCGUUUCGGAAAGAUAAGCAGCAGCUAGCACUAACUCUGGCCGUGGUGGAGGGAAAGUUCGGCUGGAUUUAAAAUGAUCAUUGAAAACCUUGAUGCCUUGAAAACAUGGCUGUCCGAAACCCUCGAGCCCAUCUGUGAUGCAGACCCUUCUGCCCUCGCCAAGUACGUUGUCGCUUUGGUGAAGAAAGACAAAAGUGAAAAGGAACUUAAAGCGCUGUGUAUAGACCAGUUGGAUGUAUUUCUUCAGAAAGAGACCCAGCCAUUUGUGGAUAAGCUGUUUGAAGCCAUUAACAACAAAAACUACCUCCCGCACACAGAGCAGCCACCCCCUCUGAUCAAAGUGGACAAAGAUGAGCAGAAAAAAGACGAGACAAACCGGGAAGACGAACGGGAGAAGAAGUUCCCACGCAGAGUGAAUCACAGCCCACCCCAGUCAAGCUCUCGCUACAGCAGAGACACCAGGAGAGGAGACGAUCGUAAGCGAGACGACCGCUCCAGGAAGAGGGAGUAUGACCGCCUCCCGCCCAGGAGAGACUCGUACCGCGACAGAUACAAUCGCAGGAGAGGACGCAGUUACAGUCGCAGCCGCAGUCGGAGCUGGAGUAAGGACCGCGUCCGAGACCGCGACAGAGAGAGGGACCGGGACAGAGACAGAGAAAGAGAUCGGGACCGAGACCGCAGCCGGAGCCGAUCACACAGCAGGAGUCGCACAAGAAGCAGGAGUAGAGAACGAGAUUCUGGGAAGCUGAAGUUUGAUCAUGAGCGAGUGGAGCGGCCAGAGAGCGGGGAGAGCUACACCCCGGCCCCCCUGGUCUCCUCUGCCACCACGUCACACUUCCCCGUGCCAACGCUGAGCAGCACCAUCACCGUCAUCGCCCCCACGCACCAUCACAGCAACAACACCACCGAGAGCUGGUCAGACUUCCGGCCCGGGCCCCCCGUGGACCGGGGCCUGUUCAGAGGACCGCCCCCCCAACAGAGGAAGAGAUGCCGCGACUACGAUGAAAAGGGCUUCUGCAUGAGAGGGGACAUGUGUCCCUUUGACCAUGGAAGUGACCCAGUGGUGGUGGAGGAUGUGAAUCUGCCCAACAUGCUGCCCUUCCAGCCUCCACCUCUCCCAGGUGUGGACGCACCUCCACCCCCCGGCCUCCCACCGCCCCCGCCCCUCAUGAACCCCCCACCUGUCAACCUGCGGCCCCCUGUGCCCCCACCAGGGGCUCUUCCACCCAGCCUCCCACCUGUUGCAGGUCCUCCUCCUCCGCUCCCUCCUCUGCAGCCGUCAGGUAUGGAUGCUCCUCCUAACUCCAUGACCAGCUCUGUUCCCACCAUCGUCACCUCCGGGAUGCGCUCCUCUCUUCCCCAGGCCUCGGUGCCACGCUUCCCACCAGAUAACUAUGAGUCAGACGUGUACAACCCUGAGGCUCCCAGCAUCACCAACACCUCCCGGCCCAUGUACCGCCACCGGGUAAACGCCCAGAGACGCAACCUGAUUGGCCUCACCAUGGGGGAGGUGGACCAUCCACCCAGAGACAAGAUCCCAAACAACAGCAUGAGGAUCGUCAUGGAGUCUGAUUCCAGGAAGAGACCUCCUGUUCCUCAUGAAGGAGGCCUCCCCACCAAGAAACCCUGGUUUGAUAAUUUCUCUUCUCUGCUCAGACCCAACUUCAACAAGCCCAACCACCAGGGCUUCCACAAAAGAGUCCCAUUCUCUCCCAACGCCAAGCUGCUGGUUCGGCAGAUUCCUCCAGAGCUCAACAACAUCAGCAAACUCAAUGAACAUUUCAGCAAGUUUGGCACCAUUGUCAACCUCCAGGUGGCCUUCCAGAAUGACCCGGAGGGGGCACUGAUCCAGUUUGCCUCACCAGACGAGGCCAAGCGGGCGAUGCAGAGCACCGAGGCUGUUCUCAACAACCGCUUCAUCAGGGUGCACUGGUUCCGUGAGGAUGGCAGCGAUGCAGCCGGACAGAUUCACUCUCAGUCACAGCAGCAGCAGCAGCAGGCACAGCCAGCCAUGCAGCCCUCAGCCACGUCUCUGAAGCAGUCUGUCAAAGACCGCCUCGGACCCCUGCUCACUGCAAACUCUGAGCCCUCACAAGAGUCCGUUGUAGCCUCUCAGCAGAAUCCCUCCAAGCUGUCAGUGAAGGACCGUUUGGGUUUCUCUGCCAAACCAGCAGCUCCUGUUGAAAAAGUGUUUUCUACGUCCAUGGGCCUCACUAAGACUGUCUACAACCCUGCUGCCCUGAAGGCAGCACAGAAAACCUCCGAAGAAGCCUUGAAGAAGAAACAGGAAGCUCUACGACUACAGCAGGACGUGAGGAAGAAGAAGCAAGAAAUAUUGGAGAAGCACAUUGAAACACAGAAGCUCCUCAUAUCCAAACUGGAGAAGAACAAAGCGAUGAAGGCAGAGGAUAAAGCCAAGAUCAUGGACACUCUGAGCAUGUUAACCAAGAGCAUCACCAAACUGCAGGAGGAGAUCAAGGGAAUCUCAGGCAGCAGCAACCCGCUACGAGCAGCCAAGAGCAAGGCCGAGGCACAGAAAGAACUGCUAGACGCAGAGCUGGACCUGUAUAAGAAGACCCAGGCCGGGGAGGACACCGCCUCACUCAAGAUCAAGUACACACAGAUGCAGAUAGAGGCGGCUAAAAGAGGGAUCCUGUCCCCAGGACGGGGCCGGGGGGGCCACGCUCGGGGCCGGGGGGCCCUCAGGGCCCGGGGCCGGGGCUCCAGAGGACGGGGGAGGAGCGGACCGCUGCACGCCGUGGUGGACCACAGACCACGAGCGCUGGAGAUUUCUGGUUUUGCUGAUGCAGACCAUGUGGACCUGCUGCCACACUUUGCUCAAUUUGGAGAGAUUGAAGAUUGCCAGAUCCAUGAAAGCAACAUGUCUGCUGUCAUCACUUACAAGUCGAGAGCAGAAGCUGAACAGGCGGCUCUUCAUGGAGUCAGGUUCAACAACCACAUGUUACGUCUGGCCUGGCAUAAGGCCGUCACAACCCUCAGUACUGCUGAUGCUGAUGAGGCAGAACCGGAGGAAGAUGAGUACCAGGAGGAGUCUCUGAGUGAUGAUGCGCUGCUGCAGGAUGAUGAUGAGGAAGACGACGACAACGAGCCUCGCUCCUGGCGCAGAUGAAGAUCAGUCAGAUGUUUCCUGGUUGCACUGGUGUGGAAGACGAGCAACAAAUCCAGCAACUUCAUAAGAUUUCAAUGCCUGUUCAUAAACCAACACGGCACAUUUUACUUUGGCUCGACUUUUUUUUUUUUUUUCUCCUCCCAUCACAAAUGUGUAACCAGCUGAAGAACCUGUGCGAGUUUGAUUAAUUUUAAUGUGUAUACUGAAUGCAUCAAUGGUGAAUUUUUUAAUGCUCUUAAUGUAGAAACAGUUUUUUUCUCCCUUUUUUUUUUUGUUAUUUUGUUUCACAAAAAACAAAUGGUUUGUCUGGACAUGUGACAGCUUUUCACUUAAAGACACCAUGUAAAACUCACAGUUUGAGGAAGAAACCUGUGUUGUAAUUUAACUGAAUGACAGACUGUAGCUUUUGCAGAAUAGUAUUAGGUUGACUGGUUUAAAUGCUCAUGUGUAAAUAUUUUAUGUCUGGGUUUAAAUGAUUUGUAUGAAAGCUUUGCUUCUCAGUUCUUGGCUUUACUUUGGAUUGUACAAAAAAAAUAAAGAAUUGAAAUGGUCUAAAACAUCCUGCCAAAAACAAAAAAAAGAAAAGAGAAAAAAAAGAUCAAAAAAAGGAAAAUGCUGUGGCAGUGAAAAAACAACAUUCCUUAAAAGAGCUGAAAAAGACCAUUUCAAAAAACAAAAAAACCUUCCUCUUCCUCUAAAGAGCAAGUUUCCAACAAAAUUGCUACCUCUUUCUAUUCUCUCUCUCUUUCUCUCUCUCUAAAUUAUUAAUGUUUUUAAUGUUGGAUCGGUAAGGUAAUCUUCUCUAUUGCACUGAUUUCAAUGUCAAGGUAAGAACACGACAGUUUUUAGUUUAGUGUAUUUUUCAGAAAUCCUGACAUUUUAAUUAUUUCCUAGCUGAACAAAAAAGGCACAUUUUCAUAGAAAUAUGUGAUCUAAAUAUAAAUUCAACUAAAAAUAUUUGUUCUUUUUGUUGCAGGAGUCUGCAGUCUCCAUGUACAACUCUUCUGUCUCCAAGAGAUUCAACGCUGUAGAAUUUUGUAUUUAUUGUAACACUUUGUCUUCAAAAGAAGCGCUGCUGUAUCAAAAUACUUUUUAUGGAUUGUAAAUAAAUGUUUCUUGAAUUUUU
Molecule: messenger RNA, 4587 nt
Organism: Centropristis striata (black sea bass)
Lineage: Eukaryota; Metazoa; Chordata; Actinopteri; Perciformes; Serranidae
Gene: rbm26
Product: RNA binding motif protein 26
Exons: 22
Coding region: 405-3461 (1018 amino acids)
Biological process (GO): mRNA processing
Cellular component (GO): nucleus
Molecular function (GO): metal ion binding; RNA binding
Source: RefSeq, a predicted model, not a curated record